CAACGGACAUCAGCAGCUAGCAUCACCACCACACCGCACCACCGAUUUGGUUUUUUCUUUUCUAAUGCUGCAUCCAUCCACUGAUCCGUCGCUGCCAACCUUCCAGGUGACCUCACCGGAGUGACCCACACUCGCGUGUCCUGUGCAAGCCGCUCUGCUAACCCACACCUAAUGCCGUUGCCUUUUUCUAAUCCAUGUGCGAGGCUAAUCCUCCUUGCAAUUUUAUUCCCCUGUCGCUUCUCACGCAAAGCUUCCCUCCCUUCUAAACCCGCAACCGCAAGUACUUGUAGCUGGGACUCGGAGUACUCUGCUCUUUUCUUUUGUUGCAUCGCCAUCCGCCACCUGCUCCACAGAAAAGGUCCAAGAAUUCGAGGGCAGGUUUCCAAUUUCCAAAAUGGCCACGCCAAGAUCCUCCCCCAACCCCUAGCACAUGCCAUGCGCAGCAAUUUUGAUUUCUCUCUCCAAAAAGAUUUCAUUCCAUUCCAUCUCGUCAUUCGGAUUGGUCAUAAAGCAGAGCUCCCCCUUUGAUCCACAGUGGUUUAGUGAUUUCGUUUCCUGUUGCUCGGUGAGCUGCGUGAUUGAUUCGAGCUACGAUGAGUAGCAGCAACUCGACGUGGCUGAUGCCUCCGCCGUCGCCGCCGCAGCCUCCGUCGUCGGCGCUGGACAACGCGGAGGCCAAGAUAAGCCCGAGCAUCCUCUUCAUCGUGGCCAUCCUGGCGAUCGUCUUCUUCGUCUGCGGCCUGCUGCACCUGAUGGUGCGCCACCUGCUGCGGCUGCGCCGCCGCCGCCGCGCGCGGGAGGACGCGGAGAGCGUCACGGCGUUCCAGGGCCAGCUGCAGCAGCUCUUCCACCUCCACGACGCCGGCGUCGACCAGGCCUUCAUCGACGCGCUCCCGGUGUUCCUCUACCGCAACGUCGUGGGCGGCGCCGGCCAAAGCGAGGGGAAGGAUCCGUUCGACUGCGCCGUCUGCCUGUGCGAGUUCUCCGCCGACGACCAGCUCCGGCUGCUGCCCAAGUGCAGCCACGCGUUCCACCUGGAGUGCAUCGACACGUGGCUGCUCUCGCACUCCACGUGCCCGCUCUGCCGGCGGAGCCUCCUCGCCGAGCUCUCGCCGACGUGCAGCCCCGUCGUGAUGGUGCUCGAGUCAGAGAGCUCCCGCGACAUGGGCGCGCCGGCGACCCGGGCCACCGACGACGCCGACGGCGAGCCGAGCGGUCUCGCUUUGGCGCAGGAGGGAGCAGAGGAAGUGGUCGAGGUGAAGCUGGGGAAGUUCAUGUGCGUGGAAGGCAACGCCAAUGCGAAUGCCGCCGCCAACGACGGCGACGGGGCCGGAACCAGCACCGACGGCAAUUGCGACGCCAAUGCCAAGGCAGGUCUCGGGCAGAGAAGGUGCCACUCCAUGGGGUCUUACGAGUACGUCAUGGACGAGCGCGCCUCUCUCCGCGUGGCGAUCAAGCCGCCAAAGAAGAAGCCUGCGGUCUCCAAGUCGCGCCGCGGCGGCGCGAUGUCGGAGUGCGAGUUCGGCGCGUCCAAGCGCGGCGAGACAUUGCUCCGCCUGCCGUUCACGGCGAUGGUCCAGAAGCAACAGCAGCAGUCUGACGCGGCCAUGGCGAAGCUCUCCAAGGACAGCUUCUCCGUGUCCAAGAUUUGGAUGGUGCCUUCGAAGAAGGAGCCCAACGCGGCCGGCGAGAGGCGCGCGGUGUCGUUCCGGUGGCCGGUGAGCAAGGACGACGAGGAAGGCAAGGACAAGAAGAGCGGGAGCGAGGCGGACUGGGACGUCGAGGCCGGGAGCUGCGGCGGCAACAGCGUGGUGUCCUCGCUCGCCGAGGAGAGGCCGUCGUUCGCGAGGAGAACCUUGCUCUGGGUCGUCGGAGGCCGUCAACAGAGCAGAGUCGGAGCUGUUCAUGAUCAGGACACCUGAAGAGGGAAAAAACAGAAAUUCUUUUGUUCUCUCUUUCUUUGUGUUCUUUUGGCAGAUUGGUGGUAGCGAGUAGUGGUUGCGGUAGCUAGAAUUGUGUAAAACCCAAAAGGCUCUGAAGAAUUCUUUCUCUCGCUUGUGUAUUUGGAUUCGGCUUCGUUUCAGGCUUUCAGCAGUGAGGAGGCAUUCCUGAUCAGAAAGAAGUUCAGAACUCA
Messenger RNA from Setaria italica (foxtail millet), 2134 nucleotides. Its product is annotated as RING-H2 finger protein ATL13. The transcript has a single exon. The record is from RefSeq and is a predicted model, not a curated record. Lineage: Eukaryota; Viridiplantae; Streptophyta; Magnoliopsida; Poales; Poaceae. The coding region runs from base 594 to 1922 and encodes 442 amino acids.